UCUUUUUACUGAGAAACAGUUCUGUAGGAAACCCCGAGUUAGGUCAUCAGUGACUACACUUUCUACUCUGAAUUCACAAUUUAAAAAUGAAACAGGACAUAAUGGUGAAAUUUAAACAAAUCUGUCGGUGGUACUUGUAUGUUAAUUUUUAGUGACCCGGUAAAUGUUCAACCAUUAAUCUUAAGUAACGCGCGCUCUGUUUUGAUCACACAAUAGGGCUGCGUGUAAGCACUGAUAGAAUCUGCUCGUCGCGAUGAAAAUAAUUUUGGAUUUUCUAACUCGUCUGUGGAUUACUGUCAUGAAUUAUUUAUUUCCCAAAAAGAUAAAGGAGAGAAAACGAACGCUGUCGGUUGAGGAAACUAUUAUUUCAGAGCAAGCCGCUUUUCUGUGUCAGAAAUACAUCGAAGCAAGAUUCACGCGAUCAAAUUUGUGCUACUACAACCCGAAGAGCCGGAAGAGAGACGGAGAGCCCACAAUUGCAUGUUCCGAGGAUGUAGUCAACACAUUGAACGAAAUGGGCGCUUUGCUUGAGAAAAGCUACCCAAAACUCUAUAACAACGUUUUGGAUCAACUAAACUGGCGGAUAAACCUUGCUAUUCUCGUUUGUAACAUGUUCAAUCGCGUCUCCGAGCAAAUUAUAGCUUCUGGCGUGAACUGGGCUCGGAUUAUCGCUGUUUACGCUUUCGCCGGCGCACUAGCCUACGAUUUAACACAGACAGGAGACACAAGAUUCAUCCGAUGUCUGUCGAGGUGGAUGGGUCAUUUCUCCGCUAGACGUUUGAGUCCGUGGAUCAGACAGAAUGGAGGAUGGAAAGGCCUUGUGACACAUUUCAAGGAAGAGGAACAGUCAGUAAUGGGCUCGUUAAGUAGAUGGCUUUCAGGGAGUCAACCAGGAAAGGAGCAACCCUAGUCUGAAACAGUCUCUUCGAGAGGUUCAUGACACGAAUACAGUACGGGAAGGAGGACCAAAAAACUUAGUUCAGUUUUAGUGCAAGUCAGUGGCAACUUCAAAGUGAACCUCUAAAUACAUGGAGCGCGAAUUUUCAAAGACGAGUGUCACUUGCACCAAUUGAAUGGCACGGUGAUAUCAAUCAAGUUUUGAGGUCAGCGGUGGAUAUGAGUCGCCAGCACAGGGAACUUUACCAGUUUACGUGGUUAAGUAACGGAAACGCAAGUUAUC
Molecule: messenger RNA, 1180 nt
Organism: Pocillopora verrucosa
Lineage: Eukaryota; Metazoa; Cnidaria; Anthozoa; Scleractinia; Pocilloporidae
Product: bcl-2-related ovarian killer protein homolog B-like
Biological process (GO): extrinsic apoptotic signaling pathway in absence of ligand; intrinsic apoptotic signaling pathway in response to DNA damage; regulation of apoptotic process
Cellular component (GO): mitochondrial outer membrane
Molecular function (GO): protein homodimerization activity; protein heterodimerization activity
Source: RefSeq, a predicted model, not a curated record